Molecule: messenger RNA, 850 nt
Organism: Dendrobium catenatum
Lineage: Eukaryota; Viridiplantae; Streptophyta; Magnoliopsida; Asparagales; Orchidaceae
Product: putative glycine-rich cell wall structural protein 1
Exons: 1
Coding region: 47-520 (157 amino acids)
Source: RefSeq, a predicted model, not a curated record
CUAUAAAUCAAUGUAGAUGCUAAUUACAGUUCUAAAAUAAACAGAAAUGCAGGCCUUUCUCUUCUUCUCUCUGCUUGCAGUUCUAACUUGCACUGAUUCUUGUACAACUGAGAUCAAUUGCCUGCCUAAAGAACCAGAAGCUGGUCUACAGGCUGAGCCGCCGCCGAAUGCAGAAGGAGGCAGCUCUAGUUCAGGCCAUGGCUCUGGUCCCAGUGGAAGCUGGGAUUAUAACUGGGGAUGGGGAUCAGCUCCUGGGAGCGGUUGGGGUUACGGUUCUGGCUCUGCAGAGUCUCCAAGUGGAAGUGGUCAUGGCUUCGGAUUCGGCUUUGGAUCUGGAAGCGGUUCUGACCCGGGUUCAGGUUCAGGCCAGGGGUUCGGUGGCGGCGGCGGUGGAGCUGGUGAUAGCAAUGGAGCUUACAGGGGAGCUCAUGGCUUUGGAUUUGGUUUUGGUGGUGGUGGUGUUCCAGGCUCUUGGAGGAGGAGGUUUCCAUGGUCUGGAGGCGAUGAUGGAGAUGAUUGAACUGAAAUCUAUUUGUUUUUUGUUUGCAGGGGACAUGUUAAUGAAGGAUGGAUGAUUGUGUAAAUUAUACUACGGAUGACAAAAUAACUUCGAGCAUGUAGUAAUGAUAUAUGUUGCAUACUUUAUAGAGUUGGUGAUUAUGUAUCUUUAUGAAGCUUUAAAUCAUGUUUACCGUUUACGAAGUCGGACUUAUGGUUUGGUUGAUGUGAAAUAUUGAAAGCAUUCAUGGACAAAUGGAUGUGCAUCUUGUGAUUAUUGGCAUCUUCAAACUAACAUUUUGUACUUCAGGGGAAGGAGAAAACCUGAAAUUUAAGGAGGCCAUUGAGAUCA